CAGGGAAGCGGCACGCGCAGACGUGCAGCGUCAUAUAGUAAGUUCACAAAAUCCACAAGGCGCAGAAGCGCAUGGUAGCAUCAUGCCAGUUUAGUGUAUGUUUAGCCGUAGACUUGAAUAGGUCGGUGCAUGAAAAAUGGCGGCGGCAAUCGAAGGUGUUUUCAACGAGGAUUUGCAAAAUGCUAUUCUUCAAAGCAAAGUAUUGGUCGUGGGUGCCGGUGGAAUCGGCUGUGAAAUUCUCAAAAAUCUGGUCUUGUCAGGCUUCCCAGACAUCGAAAUUAUUGAUCUCGAUACAAUCGAUGUGAGCAACUUGAAUAGACAGUUCCUUUUCCAAAAGCAACAUGUAGGAAAGUCAAAAGCUGCCGUAGCUCGGGAAACAGCUUUGACUUUUAAUCCCGAUGUGAAAAUUAUUCAUCACCAUGAUAGUAUUACUACAACUGAUUAUGGAAUCAACUUCUUCAAAAAGUUCACAUUCGUCAUGAAUGCAUUAGAUAACAGAGCAGCCCGUAACCAUGUCAAUCGAAUGUGUUUGGCAGCGGAAAUACCAUUGAUUGAAUCAGGAACUGCUGGCUAUGAUGGACAAGUUGAACUUAUAAUGAAAGGAUUGACACAGUGUUACGAAUGCACCCCCAAGGUAGCUCAGAAAACAUUCCCGGGAUGUACCAUACGUAACACUCCUAGUGAACCAAUCCAUUGUAUAGUUUGGGCAAAACAUUUGUUCAAUCAACUUUUUGGUGAAGAAGAUCCAGAUCAAGAUGUUUCACCAGACACUGCUGAUCCAGAAGCAGCUGGAGAUACAGCUGGAGAAGGUGCUUUGCAAACUGAAGCCAAUGACAAAGGAAAUGUUGAACGGGUUUCAACAAGGACAUGGGCACAGUCUAACAGCUAUGAUCCUGAAAAGUUGUUCACCAAGCUCUUCCAUGAUGAUAUCAAAUACCUCCUUAGUAUGGAUAAUUUGUGGAAGAAACGUAGGCCACCUGUACCACUAGACUGGAAUAACUUACCAGACGGAGUGGCUGGAUGUAGCAGAGAUGAAUCAGAGACAGGAUUACGAGAUCAGCAACAGUGGAGCAUAGCAAAAUGUGGCUUGGUAUUUGCUGAAUCUAUAAAAAAUCUUAGCACCGCCUUUACUGCUUGUAGAGAAAAAUCAGCCACAGAUCAUCUGAUUUGGGAUAAGGAUGACCAAGCAGCAAUGGAUUUUGUAGCCGCUUGCGCUAACAUUAGGGCACAUAUUUUUGGCAUUCCACAAAAAACACGAUUUGAUAUAAAAUCAAUGGCAGGCAACAUUAUUCCAGCGAUCGCUACAACGAAUGCAAUAAUUGCUGGUGUAGUAGUUUUACAUGCUUUUCGUAUACUUUUGAAAAAACUUGAAGACUGUAAAUCAGUUUAUCUCCGACCAAAAAUGAAUCACAAGAAUCAACUUCUGGUACCAGAAAAGUGUAUAAACGAGCCGAAUCCUAAGUGUUAUGUCUGUGCUAAAACGCCAACGGCAGCUCUGGCAGCCGAUUUGAAAAAAAUGACGGUAAAGCAGCUAGAGGAUACAGUAUUAAAGGCUGGUAUGAACAUGGUUGCUCCAGAUGUAAUGAUUGAUGGAAAAGGCAUUGUUGUCAUCAGCAGUGAAGAAGGAGAAACCGAGCAGAAUGAUGACAAAGUAUUAGAAGAGGUUGGCAUAGUUGAUGGAGCAAUUCUCAGUGUAGAUGAUUUUCUACAAAAUUAUUCGCUAAAAGUCACAGUGGUACACCGUGAAAAACCAUUACCGAACAGUGAUGAACCUGAAUUCGUAAUCACAGCUGAUGCUGAAGAUCUCAAACCUAAAGAAGAAGAAAACAACGUUAAUGAGAAGCCAUCUACCUCAAACGGACAAAGCACCAAGAAUGACGUCGAAGUAUCGCCACAGACGUCUGAACCUGGUUCUGCGAAAAAACGCAAAACCGAACCCAUCGUUGAUGGCACCCCUAGCAAAAAAAGGAAAAUCGAGGUGAACAAUGUGUCAGACAGCGAUGAUGAUAUCUGCAUAGUUGAACACGAUUCCAGUACAUCUGUCACAUCACAGCUACCGUCAAAGUAUAAAAGUAUCGCCCCCGCUCCAUCCAAUGAUGACGACGACGACGAUUGUUUUAUUAUUGAUGGCCCUGACGAUGACUUUUACGUGAUUACAAAUUAAUGAAAAAGUCAACUAAGCACUAUCGUCAGUUUAUCGAACAUUUUAUUUUUCAUUCGAACAAAUAAAAAAUAGGUUUUUUCAUUUUGUAUUGCAAAAAAGAACGAAUAUCGAAGAUCAGUUUUAGUUUUAUAAAGGUUUAUUAAUGUAAUCGAAUAAUUUGUUUUCUGUUGUAUAUUAUCAUAGCAUGAUAAAGUAAUUCAUAUAUGUGUAUUAAAAAAAAAAGAAAUUUAAGUAAUACCUUUAUAUUUGUUUUCAUGGAAGAAAGCAUAUUUUAAAUAAAUGCGCGCUGUUUCAUAAGAUAAUAACUUUUUCUAAAUAAAAAUUAUUAAAAAAAUAAA
Molecule: messenger RNA, 2502 nt
Organism: Nasonia vitripennis (jewel wasp)
Lineage: Eukaryota; Metazoa; Arthropoda; Insecta; Hymenoptera; Pteromalidae
Gene: Uba2
Product: SUMO-activating enzyme subunit 2
Exons: 8
Coding region: 137-2164 (675 amino acids)
Biological process (GO): protein sumoylation
Cellular component (GO): SUMO activating enzyme complex; cytoplasm
Molecular function (GO): SUMO activating enzyme activity
Source: RefSeq, a predicted model, not a curated record